Molecule: messenger RNA, 4698 nt
Organism: Asterias rubens (European starfish)
Lineage: Eukaryota; Metazoa; Echinodermata; Asteroidea; Forcipulatida; Asteriidae
Exons: 3
Coding region: 383-3994 (1203 amino acids)
Molecular function (GO): 3'-5'-RNA exonuclease activity
Source: RefSeq, a predicted model, not a curated record
UCACACGCACAACGGUCGGCACGGUCGAAUGUGAAAAGAUUGGUACAGAUCAAAGUCGUUUAAGGGAGAAUUGGAUAAUUCAAUAAAGAAAACAAUUACAUUACUAAAAAAUAUAGACUUCCCCUGUGUUUGUCUGCUCAUUUGAUCCAAAUUGGUAAAGAAAUAUAGAUUUUACAGUAGUUUUGGGUUACUUAGUUUGUCGGUCCGGCGCGCAGCGACGGCGCGUGGGAGGGGAAAAAAUACCACCUCGCAGCUUAAUCCCCCCCUAUUCUCUUCUAUAAUGGACGAUUCCGGAGUGAGUCGGUGACGUAGGGACCCUGUGAAGCUAUUUAUAGGAUGGGGAAACUCUACUCUUGAUGCGUACGUUCUCGAAAUUUCCAAAAUGGCGGCCAGUAGAAGCGGGAAACGGCGAGCAGAGCCUCCGGCAGCAGUUGAGUUCAAUGACCAAGCGUUCGCGUGCGAAGUUGAACAUAUCUCUGGCUGGACAUCAGACGAAAUUGACCUGUUGCUUACGGAAUACAGCGUUCCAGAUCAUUGGAAUGGAAUUCUGACCACAGCAUUGUUGGAGACAAUCAGAUAUCGUAUUGAGCACUCGACCACCAAAAGCUACAAACGUGAUUUCCCACCAAUAUUUUCUGCCCUCAACCUCAACUUGCCUACCAGCACCAACUUAAAUGGACUACUCCAAAAAGUACAACGACAUGUAGCCAAAUCAAAACGAACCCACACCACAGUAGACCUCCUCCAAGAAGUGCCUGAAUUUGCAAAACACUAUAAGAACACCAUUGGACCACACUGUGAAAAGAGCAGAUUAACACCAGACUCACUACUUCAUCAAACAGACUUCAGUGCACAAAACAUCAACAAUGCAAUGAUCAUUGAACUAAAUUGGUUCAGGGAGACUUCAAACACAACCUGGCAAACAGUUCGGGACACAUGGUGGCCAAAUCUGUUUUCAGCAGAUUUCAGUCCUCCACAAAUUGGCACUAUUCAGACUAACUGGCACAACUUGGCUCUAAAGCGACAGAAACUACGACAUGACCCACUUAAGGAUUUUCUGGAAACAUCUUACAGAGUUCCAACCCCAAGACCUCCAGCACAAAGUAUUGACAGCCAAGAUAACGAUGAAGAUGAAGAUGACGACUCAGAUCUGGAAUUUUAUGCAGACUUGAUUUCAGAAAACACUCUUGACCAUAUGGGUAACUGUAUGGAAUAUUUGACAGACCUUUGGCAGGAGGAGGUUGAAGACAAUCAGAAAACUCAAAAAGUGUUAAGCAGAGUAUCAAAAGCAUUGGAAGAUGCGAAAGCAAUAAAUCAUUCUCUGAAAAUAGAGCUUGGCAGUUUGCAAAAUAAGAAUGUGGUACGACGCUUACAAAGAAGAAAGCAAGAUUUGGAAGAAGUGAAAAAGACCAAUCAAAGACUUAACAAGAAAAUAGAAAAGCUAGAGGAAAGAGUGAAAAUGUUGCAAAAGUCAAAGAAGAACAAAGGUGAUUCCAGAAGAUAUUUCAAGACUAAUCGUGAUGAAAGUGACAAAGCAAAGCAAACCUUAAAUAAACAGGUGAAAGAAUUGGAGACUGAAAAUGAGGACUUAAAGUGUCAACUUGAUGAUAUAGUAAAUGAUCGUGAGAUCCAGAGCUAUGAAAAUGGCAAAUACAUCAAUGACAUCAGGCUAACAUGUUUUGAACUUAUUGCCCGAGGAGUUAGUAGCAGAAAUGUGUCCGACAUAAUAAGGAUAGUUCUUAAAGAUGUAGCCAAGAUGAAAGUCGGAAGAUUACCAAAGCCAACUCUCAUACGCUAUCUAUGCAUAGAACAAGCUAUGCUCAGCAAAGAAGCAGCACGAGCUAAAAUUGAAUCCUCAGAACAUUCCGUAACACUUCAAGUUGAUGGCACCACCAAGAAGAGGAAGGGAUAUACAACUUUUUUAGCUUCCACAGAUGCGGGGACUGUUGGCAUGAGCCUUCAUGACAUCCACACUGAAAGCGCAGAGAGCUUACUUGAAGAAACGAAGGACACACUGGAUGAGUUGAUCAUGCUGAACAUAAAGGACGACCCAAAGCAAACCCUUAAACUUUUAGCCAAAAUAAAGAACACAAUGACUGACCGAUGCAUCGUAAAUAAGGCUUACAUCACAAAACUAGAAAAAUGGAGAGCUGCUGCACUACCACAGGUGACUGACAAUUGGGAAGAGAUUGAUGAUGAUGUCAAACAUCAACUUAGCACCAUCAAUGAUCUUUUCUGCGGAAAGCACUUAGUUCUUAAUCUUCAAGAGUAUGCUGCCUCUGCACUGUACGAGUGGGAACGUAUCGAGGCAGAUGAUGGAAAACUGGGGAGGGAAAACAAAAUGCUGUGGAGUAGGGGAAAGGAGAGUGCAACAUUACUUACUGUCCGUUCAUUCUGUAAUUUAUUAGGACCAGAAUGUGAUGAACAAUCCGGCAUGGUUGAAGAUUUCAAAUCUGUAUUGAAAACACAUCAUCAAUGCAAAUCACAUCUUCAAUCAUACCGAGGGAAUCGUUUCAACAUCCCAUUCCAGAAUUCUGCUGCGGUGUUCCACCAUAGAGAACAUUUCAACACGCUGUGCUCAUCUCUCGACUCCAAGCGCGAGGAAAACAUGUUUAUUAAAUGUCUCAAACUAGACCUGCAGGAUGAAAUAAUACUGGCAGGGAUGAGAGCAAUGGGGAUUAUAUCCCAGCAUAUAACGACUCCACUAAUGCAGAUGGUUGAAAGUAAUCUCCAUGUACUCGACACGGACAAAUUCUAUACCAGGCUGCACCAGAAAGUCCAAGAGUGGAUGAUAGACCCCUCCCCACUCGUCAAUGACAGUACUAUCCUGUUUCCAGAAUUCCCACCUGUAAAGAAUGAAAUCCACACGUCCCUAUAUGAACGAACAACAGGUAACAUUGAAAACCUGACCAAGCAAGCACUCUCUGUGAUAAUGCACAAUCUUCAUGUGUGCAUCAGUCGUCAGGUCGCUGAUCAUCUUCCAGGGGGAAGGUUUUACAACGCUACUGAUCUCAGAGAAGAAACAUUUACCUGCCCUAAGGACAAUCUUGCUCCUGAGCGUAUGUUUGCAGGUCUCGAUUAUCUUAGGCGUAAGAUGCCUAAUGCCAAUACAGUGGCCUUUGAAGGCAUUCUCCUCUGGAGCUUGAAUAAGACGAGAGAAUACCUAGAUGAUAUGGAUGAGGACACAAGAAAUAAAUUCCUAGGUGAUGCGCGCAAGCAUCGAAGCUCAUUUUUGAAAUUAUAUCAGCGCAAGAGUGCUGCAAUAAAAAAAACUGUUGCUGAUAAAUUGAAAAUGAAUCAAGAAAAAAAGGAAGCCAGACAGCGCUUCCUUACGAAACAAGCAGUUGAAAACACUGGAAAUGCUUUGAAGGUCUGCGGCAUCCUGUGCAACUCCCCAAAAGAUGUAGACCAUUUGAAAGACAAACAUAAGGGAAAGGAUCUUGAACAAGCCUUGACAACCCAAAUAAAGCAUUGGAAGAGUGCCAGCAAAGGAGGAGUUCAAAAAGACCUCUUCUAUCUCACCAACAAAGGAAAGAAACUAAGUGUAGAUCAGCUGGAAAGUAACUUGAGAAAUAUUAUUAAACAGAUAAUAACACAAGAUAUCCCAGAUGAAGACGCAGGCACCUCACAGAGUUCUUCAUCACAUGAACACAUAGACAAAGAGCAGCAGAAAAGUGAACUGAAAAAGAAACUUCUAUCCAAGUUGUCUCCCACCAAAAAGAGACGUAAAGGUCCAUUUCCAGGGGAUCGGAUAAUCCAAAAAAGAAUACGCCAUAUGUUCCUAGAGUCUAAAGGGGGAGAUUUAGUCGAGUAUAAGGCCAUUGUCCUAAGGAAAGCAACAGAAGAAGACAUUGAUGAAUUGGUCGAACCGGGUGAUAGAAAAUACGUUGGGGUGCAUACAUUUUAUACCAUUAUGUACGACCCUCCAUAUCAGGAAAUGCUAUGUUAUCCACUGGAAAAGGAAUGGGAUGAGGGCACACUAGAUUUAAUGUAAAUCAUCUUAUAACACAACAGCUCCCUGUAAGGCACAUGUAGUUCACACACAACAGUGUAAAAGGUGAUCAUGAUGCAUUUAAAGUAACAUAGUGUACACUUUACUCCAUGUUUACAAUUUUUUAUUUAUUUUUCUUCUUUAAAAAUUUCACAAUCAUUAGUCAGUUGUGAACACUAUAUAACUCAGAAAAGAAAUUAUGUAUCUACAUACUUUCUUGAUAUGGAGGUUGUACAUAAUGGUAUAAAAUGUACAUGAACUUUAGGUAAUAUGAUCUCACUAUAAAUCUAAUGUCAUGAAAAGGACAGAUAUAUUUUUGUUGAUCUGGUUUGCAGUUGUGGUGGAUCUGAAAAGAACCCUUGGUGUUUGCAACUCAACAUUUUGAUCAAUAUGCUCUGAUUGUCUUCAGGAGAAAGACGAUCAGCUCGAGUUGUAACACCAACCUCUCAUUUUAGAACCAUCACAUCUCAUAAAAUUUAUUAUUAGACACAUAAACACGUGGUGCUACUGCAAAACCAUAUAAGAAGCUAAUUGACAUAAUUAUUUGCAAAUUGUUGACGUUUCUCAUUCUCUGUAUGAGAUGCACCAGUAUAAUGGUCUGGUUUGCAGUUGUGUGGAAUUCUCAGAAUGAUGUAUGAAACCAUGUAAAUAACUACAAUGUACUGUAAAAUAACAAACUUUCAUUGUGCCAAGUUUCAUGGUUGUAG